GGCCGAGGAAGAGACGUCAUAGUAAUCUUUUGACGGCGUUGCGCAAAUUGUAAUUUUCGACUCUCACUAAUCGUGGCUGCCAUGUUUUUUUUCAUGCGGGGUGUGUGUGUAUAGAAAUUAUCAUGAUAAUUUCCCCACAUAAAUUACUACGGAAGUAAGGGGUGCACGAAGUGCGUCAUUCGUUGAUCGCUAGUUACAAUGCGAUUGUACAAACUUUGUUAGACGUGACCGCUUGUACAUAACUACAAACUAGCAAAGAAAAAGGCCAAAGACAUAAGCAUGUAUUAAGAAGAAGACGGCAAUUUGAGGAUCGAUACUUUAACACGGCCAACGGCGAUUGAAUAAUGGACACUCGAUUUCUGAGCACGAUGAUUGAAUUUUAUGGCGAGUUAUAUUACUUUGGGCAGAAUGCGUAAAAACAAGAGAGGAAGCCAGGCCCACGCCGGCUGGCCUGCGACGUCAAAGGAACUUCACCUCAUCCCGCUCCCCAUCUGAUAUACACAGACUCUACCGAGGAUAUGCAGUGCUCAGUAAUUCUGGAAAGGGGCUGUAACAGUAAAAUGAAGACGUUAAACAGUUUUAAGAGCCCUUACACAAAGGAGUCCAGUCUUGACAACAUUGUUGAUCAACUGUGCACAAGACUUCAAGACAUCAGGGACCAAGAGAGCACAACUCUCUUAGGUAUGCCAACUUGUUCCUUAGAGCAAACUGAGGCUGUUCGUCGAUACUACGCUGCAUUCCCGGCUCUGAAGAAAGCGCAAGAGUCGCCGUUGCAGUACUAUUUGCCGCCGCCAUCUUGGUGUCGUAAGAACGACACAAAGGUCAAAAUGCAGAGUGAAUUGGCAAUAUCGCAGGAUUGGAAUUGCAAAAAUAAAAAGUUUUCAUUGGGAAAAGAGCGGCGCAACUCAUAUCACGGUCAAAAGAAGAACAGCAGAAAACGAUACAAUAGUUACAGCCGAUCUUUCGAGAGCAAAGAGAACAUGCCGGAGUGGAUGACGCACGAAGGAGUUUGGGACAUCGAGACCCAGGACCCCGUCAAGGAGUUCAUUCGGGCCAUCGCCUUCGACGAGGGCUACGCCACUUGCGAGAACACCGUCACCGACGAGAUCAAAGAGAUCAGCCAAGCCCAGUUUCGCUUGAACGACAACAUGGUGCCGGACUGGGACGACAGCCUGGAUCUCGACGCUCACUGGGUCAUCGCCGAAGACCCGACCCCGAGGGUCCGGAGUCCGAUGGACGAGGAACUCUACGCGAAAUUCGAGGCCAAGUUCGACCGCAGCAUCGAGGCUCUCUGGUCGAAAGAUCAAAACACUCCAGACGAUGAGUACCAAGAUCUGCCGAUCGACUUCCAAGACCUCCUGUCGUCGCCCUCCGACCACCUGUUCGCCGAACCUUCCGCCGAGAAGAGAAGCCUGUUGACGGAGAGCAUCUGGUCCACGAACUUCCCGGUCGCCCGGCCGCAGAAGACCGAAUCUCCCUCGAAGAUAGCUGAAGGCCUGCACGAUCGACUCCGCCCGUUGAACAUAAGGGAGCCGGAGUGCCCCCGCGAGUUGGAAUCGUUCAGUCUCUACGAGGGCGAGGAGCUAUACGACGCUCUGUCGACGGUCGCCAAGACGAUGCGCUCCUUCACCGCGAUCAACCACAGCCGCGACAACAGCGGAUUCGUCGAAGUUCCCCCGCGGCCUCGCAGAGACCGUCUCGCCCCCGUCCUCCGGCCCCCUCCGCCGCCCCGACCCCGGCCCCCACCGGACGCCGACCGCGAGGAUCCGCUCACUUCGUCGCGCACGCACUUCCGCCCGAUCCGCCGCGAGCAGGAGACCGAGGCGCCCCGCUACGCCGACGGCGACACCUUCGACAUCUGCGGCGACUACGACGCGGUCGAGUUCGAGCGCAGCCCGUCCGGCGGCGUCUACCUCGAGGGCUCUCGCGAGCGCUACCUCGAGUAUCGCAUGCCGAACGCCAUCGACUACGGCCGGCUCAACCUCACCGAGGCGCAGCGCUGCCCGGACCUGGAAGACACGACUUUCAAACUGCGGUUCCCGGUGCGGCAGACGGACGCGGCGGUGCAGACGGAGCGCGGCGACGCGUGGGCGUGCGACGAGUGCGGCGGCUCGGCGAAGAAGAUGAGGCCCAGCGGGAUCGAGAGCAUAUGGAGCGACGCGCGCGUGUGCGAGUGCGCCGUGGAGACGGGAACGAGCGGCGCGUCCGUCCCGCCGGACGAGCUGUCGCGGGACUGGGAGGAGCUGCUGUCCGACAUCAGCGCCGCGCACCGGAUGUACGCGGGCGACGCGGAGAACGAGCUGGGCGUCGCCGAGGAUAACGCGGUCGGCUCGGACCGGAAGCGACGUCACUCGGCCGCACUGCGUUGCGGGGGAGGCGCCUCGUGCAACCACCCUCACGCUCGCUUCCUCCACUGUUGCGAACCGGCCCUGGACCGUCCGCUCACCCGGUAGGCCUCUGCCGUCUCAAUGAUGACUGUAGCGAACUUCCAGUCGGCCGCACUUCGUCUGUAGGGAUCUGAAAAUGUCAUUGUGUUUAGCGAGGUUUCGCUACAGUUCUAAUGCCAACUUGUCGAUGAACUAACUGAGCUUUACGACGUUAAUCAUUUUUCUAUUUUGUUUUGUUGUUUAUAUACAUAACGAUAGGUUGGCAACUCAUCAUUGACAGCCGCGUUGCGAUCUAAUGGAUUCCGUUCGGCGUAGACGCCUAUACUGUGAUUGUUCAUUUUUACGACGCGAACGUAAAAACCAUUAUUACUCAUGAACUAAAUUAUUAAAAAUGAAUCGUCUCAGUAUAUCGUUGCGCCAUGCCACACUUAGUUAGGAGAGGCCACUUGGGCACAAUAUCUACGUAUAAUCUGCGGAAAUGGCCUUUGGAGAAACCGCAGCUUCGUAGAUAUCGUGUCAAGGCGGCCUCUAUCGAUGAUUAUUGAACAUUUCGCAUAUAUAUAUUAAUUGCCUGCAUUGUUUCUCAUAAAUUCGACAAACAAUCCUAGUGCUCUAGGAUAAAGAUAACGCGAUGAGCUUUAGAAGCCUUUUUAAUAUUUCUUGAGGCGUUUAAAAUGAUAGCAAUAGUCGUAGGAUAAUUAGCGAGACGUCAUAUAAUCAAAUCUCACGAGGGCGAAAGUGCUACAUAUCUUCGAUGGAGUUAUUUUAUUUUUAGUUCAAUAUUUUGUAGCGAUUUAUAUUAUAAAGGAACGCUCGGCGGAACUCUUUCGUUCGAAUUUCUACUCGUAGAGGUAUUUCGCGUCGAGCUCUUCGGACGAUUUUAAUAUAAUUCUUACAAAACGUCGUCCAUUAUUAAAAUUUGUUGAAAACUGGAUUUUGUUGUUUUCCGUUCGGUGCAUUCAAAAUUGUUUCCGUUAUCGGCAUUGGGUAGUUUAGAAUGUUUAGUAUAAUGUUGCCAAUGCGGUUUGUUGACGAAAGUCCGAUGUGUCUUAAGUUAAACGCGGCGAUUUUAUUGAUUAGCCGUUUAUUUUAGGAUGGCAGGCGAAGUUUGGAUCGUGUCUGCCUAGUAGUAAUUAAAGUGUAGAGUUUUAUACGAAGGACAAUGUUCGUCGAGGUGGCAACACCUCUAGUGUGUUCGGAUCGGACGAGGACGUCGAGUGGUUAAUGCGGCCGGUCAAAUUUCCCCACUUCUCGGGUGAUGUUGCAAUAUAAUUGUUGUAUAAUAUUUAUUAGACAGUGUUGCCAGUUUGGGAAAAUUUGAUCAGCCACAGAGUGUUGACAUAUUAACCAGAUGGAUGGGCAAGUUCAUAGGCGUAACAGUUAUUAUAGUUUAUGUAAUGCAUAAGAAGUGUAUGUUAUAUUUUAUAUCUUGGUUUUUGUUUAGGGAGUCGAGAUCGCCGUGUCACACGGGGUGACAGUUUAUACAGAGACCAACCUUGGGGUGUCAGCCGAUAAGUCUGUCGCUCUGUAUAAAUACUCCUAUAUAUAUAUAUAUUUAUCAUAAAAAGAGCCUUCCUUAACAUUAUCAUCAAAAUGCAAGUUCUUACUAUUGUGUCGUGUUUAUAUAUUGUAAUUAUUUACUAUUUUUUCUGUAAUGUGAUUUAUUCUGUUUGUAAUAACUGAAAAAGAAAAAAGAACAAAAAAAUAUAUUUGCAAAUUAUUGCAUUGGAAUGGCUACUGUAUAUACAUGUAUUAUGUAUAUUUAAAUAAUUGUGAAAAUAAUGUAUUAUAGAGGAUUUCAGUUGUUUAUAAAUGUUAUAUUGUUUAACUAUGUCGGUUCUGUGUUUACAGUGACAAUGUACUCCAUCUUUGAUCAUUGGCCCGAGGCCAUUGAUACUUUAAACAUUGAAUGUUACUUUACUUUCAACUAUGACUAUAUUAGAACGGUUGGGUAUUUUAAACCAUACAACUAAUUAUCAUUUCGAUUCAUUUAAUCUUAUGUUUCAUCAGUUUGUCAUAGAUUCAUACUAUUGUACUUACUCCAUUAAAUAUAUUCGCUAAAACGAACCUCGGAAAAAGUUGAAAAUCUAAAAAAAAUAAUUGUUAGUCAAGUUUGCAUAUGAUAUAUUUGAUUAGCUUUAAUCUAAUGUAAUGUGCUAAACUUGAUAGUUUAAACAUCUAAGUGUUGUUUCAUAGUUUGCCUGUGAAACAACAGAGUUGGCAACGGUGCUCUUUGGGGACUGAACCACCGGUGCUAACUCUAUAUUAGCUUUUGCAGGUCACAGACUAAGUUAUUUUAACAGAAUCUUCAUACUGUAUAUGAAACCUACAUAAAGUAUUAAAUAUCAUAUAAGCUAACUCAGUCUGUGGCUGGCAAGAGCUCAAUCAUUGAAAUAAAAGGCCUUAUAAGCUAGUACCAAUGAUUAUGUACUGUUAGAUUACUUAAUCAAUUGUGGUGGAAGGUAUUGGUUCUAGUGAUUUGAUGGUAAACCUGUUGUCCCCAAAUAAACCACCUAAUAUCGAGUGGUAUUCGAGCUUUGUCGAUAUGUAAUGGCAAUUUCACGAUCGUCGAAUAAUUAACAUUGAGUAGAGAGCAAUCUAAUUUCGGACACGUCGCUAAUCAGCACACGUAAAAUAAAAAAUACAAAAAAAGUUUGCAUGUAGUUAAACAUUUUAUCUUGCAAUGCUCUCGUCUCAAGAACAAGUCGGCUUGUAACCGAUUGCCGUCUCGCCUUGGUUACAUGCAUAUUUGUUGCAUAUCAAUAUAUUAAUUUCUUUCCUUUCUAAAUAUCAAAUAUAAAACACUGUACGAGUGGUGCCGUUUUUAGUAAUUUUCAGUAAAUCUUAACAAAUAAAGUAAAACCACCGGUAAAGAAUUGCUAAUUAAAAUUGACUAUGAGAUUAUAGACUAAGCAAGAUCUUAUCAUAACUCGAUUUCUGAAAAAAUUAACUAGUGGUCAUUACUUUUACAGUGGUUAACUCAAAAAAGUAUUUUUAUACCGGGGUAUGAGCAUCGGGGGAUUUCACGUUUUAUUUAUGGUGCCAAAUAUAAAAUUCAGGGUUUUCAAACAUUUUUCAUAAAUACUCCACUUCGAUUUGCCUUCUCAGUAAAAUUUGUACACAAAUAUGCACGUUACUUGAUUGGCACCUAUCAUUAUUGUUUAAUUCAUGUAGUUUCAUACUUUAUUGUAGAUCGAUUAUUAUAAAAAUGUUUCUAGACGAAAUUAAACACGCUUAGAAGUGGUUAUCCCUGAAAAUAGUUACCAUUUUCGUUAUGUUAGGUUGUGCUCACUACUCUGGUUCUUGCCAUCAAUGGGAAGAAAAUAAAAAUUAAACUAAUC
Messenger RNA from Pieris rapae (cabbage white), 5728 nucleotides. RefSeq lists its product as uncharacterized. The record is from RefSeq and is a predicted model, not a curated record. Lineage: Eukaryota; Metazoa; Arthropoda; Insecta; Lepidoptera; Pieridae. The transcript is spliced from 4 exons. Bases 519 to 2453 code for a protein of 644 amino acids.